Messenger RNA from Exophiala aquamarina CBS 119918, 1668 nucleotides. RefSeq lists its product as uncharacterized. Gene Ontology annotation, molecular function: protein dimerization activity. Lineage: Eukaryota; Fungi; Ascomycota; Eurotiomycetes; Chaetothyriales; Herpotrichiellaceae. The record is from RefSeq and is a predicted model, not a curated record. The coding region runs from base 1 to 1668 and encodes 555 amino acids. The transcript has 2 exons.
AUGACCCGUCCCAGAGCACCACCAACCCCUAGCAGUUCCACAGACUUGAAAGCGUUGGAAAGAAAUCUACAGCCCUCUGAUAUGGAAUCAUCCUUCGCAUUGCCACCUCCAGCCUUGCGGUCCGAAGCUCAAUCACAGACACGCUCAUCUAAACCAUCGUCCAAUCGUGGAGCCACCAAUCCGACCAUUCAGAGGACCCCGCCAGUGUCGCCGAAGGACAAGCCACUCACCUCAAGCCCUCGACAGAAACGCACGGCUUCAGGCAUGGUUAAAUCCACCUCCACCGAAUCCAUUUCCACAGGGCCAAAUGCCGCCUCCUCCGUUUAUGCCCUGCCCCCUCCACCUAGCCGUGCGCGCAAGAUCAUCCAAAUGAAGCCAAAAGCGCCCUCGUCCAACAACCAUCCUUCCCCAGAUAGCGACGGAAGCUAUCAGCCCCCUGCUGCCUCUACAGCAACCUCAAAAACCUCUGCAGUCCAUAGCUCGACAGCCAGCAAUUCCAAACGCAAACAACCCUCUGCCACCAGUGCUGCAGGUCGCAAAAUCGCCCGCAAGACUGCUCACAGUAUCAUCGAGCGACGGAGGCGAAGUAAAAUGAACGAAGAAUUUGGUGUCCUCAAGGACAUGAUCCCCGCCUGCGAAGGUGUGGAAAUGCAUAAGCUUGCCAUUUUGCAGGCUGGAAUAGAAUACGUCAAGUAUCUGGAAGGCUGCGUUGCUCAGCUCAAGGCAGAAAAUCAGAAGAAGGGCCAUAGUCCAGCAGGGGAGCAAAUCCCAAGUGCUGGGCAGGAGAGUUAUCAGCAUCCAAGGAAACAGAAUGAUUACGAGCAGGUGGAGAAUGAUGAAAGCGAUGACAACAAUGAAGACGAGGACGACGAGAUGGACGGCGAUGAACCAACCCAGGAAUACCUGUCCAACGUGAAAACCAACUACCCUACUCAACCCCACGUCUCGGUUGCCGUCGCCAACAAUGAUGAAUGGGGAUUCCGCAACUCGCGGAAAGCCUCUAUGACAUCUCAAACCAGUUCUGCCUAUCCUUCACCAUAUCUACACGACAAGCCGCGCCACCGACGGCCCAUCCUCCCUGCGAGUACGGGCUCCUUCUCUGCUUCACCGUCGCAGAUCUCAACACAGGCGCACGUGACGAGCAGCACAGCAACCCCAACAAUGCUGAGCCCAGCUUUCAACUCCAUCCACUUCUCACCAGAUCUGAUUCGGACUCAGACAAACGACAGCAGCAGCAUUGAGUCGACGUCGAUCAUGAACAGCGGCACACUGUCGUCAUCCACAUCGAUAGGAAGCUCAUGGACACCGUUGAACCAGGCCAAGCCCAGCCCUCAAAUGGUGCCCCUACCCUCACCGAAAGCUUCAAUGCACCUUCCCCUCCCGCCUCUGGCGAAUAGUCUCCAGCUACCGCACCCGCAUUUCGCUGGCAGGGAGAACUCAAGGUCGCCGGCCGCUAUGAGUGAUGGCUCGGGUACCGCGGAAGCCACGGCUACCGCGGCGCUGAUGAUGCUCACUAAUGACUGGCGAGCCGGUGCUGGUGCUGGUGUUAAUCCUGGUGUGUCUAACGGUGGUGGAGGCCGGGAUAGUUUCCUGACUGCUGGUGGUGGUGUGGGUAGUUCGAAGGACAAGGGGAAGGGUAUGAGUGUACGGGAUCUACUGAGUUCGUAG